UUGGUGAGAGUGUUGGGGGAGUUGUGUGGUAGCUGUCUGGGUGUGAUUGCAGUCUGAUCUGUUUACAAUCACUAGGUUAAAACCAUGGAAGGGAAUGUGUUGUGGUUCUGGCAGCUGGAAGUUUUAAGCGUCUUCAACUUUCUUCAAUCCAAAAUCUUUAACUUUGAAGAUUUGAGGUGAAGCUCUGGGAGCUGAGGGCCUCCAAACGAUUAGAAGAAUUCCAGAGAGAACUUAUUUUUAAAACAAAGAAUUAUAAGUAGACAGCAGGCAAGGGAGUUGAGGGGAGGGCUGUUUUUGAAGUCUGACAUUUAACUGAAGAAUUCUCAGUGUGUGCCAGUCCUGUGACACAUUUUAAAGCGCAGCUUUCUGUGGUGAAACCCCAGGGUCCAGGCUGUGAUGGGGAAAGGGAGCUGGGGCACAGUCAACAACACCAGCUGAUGGAUCAGACUGGGGAAAUGCAGCUAUCUCCAUGAAACCACCACAUCAUCACCGUAUCUCGGAGAAGAAUCAGGAUCUGAUUCUGGUGAUUUACCUGCAUUGUGUCUGCCUGAGCUUCAGUAAACAGCAACUGGAAACUCACCCUGAGCUCAGUUCUGUGUCUGUGACUGUGAAAUUACUGACAGCAAAUCCCAAAGGGUUACACGAUGACUUCAAAAAUGGUCACCAUGAGCCACAUCGCUCAGGCCAGGAAGGCUGUGGAACAACUUCGUAUGGAGGCUGGCAUCAAAAGAAUUCAAAUUUCCAAAGCUGCAGCUGAUCUGAUGCGUUACUGCGAGGACCAUGUAAUAAACGACCCACUGGUGGCAGGAAUCCCGACCUCAGACAAUCCUUUCAAGGACAAAAAGCCCUGCAUCAUAUUAUAACUUCACUCAGGGCACUGCCCACUGGGACCCCAGAUUCUGUCCAAAACAGAUCGAUUCUUCAUAUUUCACCCUGUAAUGUACUCCUCCCCUGUCUCUGUCUCCCCCACCCUGCAACCCCUCAAAUCCUGGGACCAGACGCAGAGUGGAACACAAGGAUGAAGCAGCGAAGAGAAAGAGAUUGGUGGGGGAAGACAGGGGAUUGUGUAUCACGGUCAGGCCUGAGGGAUCCCCCAGCUCUCACCCCAGCCACCCUGUGGUGUCCAAAGAGAGGCCCUUAAUAACUGUCCGCAACACACCCCACCACUUUCUUGCCAUUGGCUGCAGCUCCAUGGAGCUGGGGCAUGAGCUGGGCACAGGGUCGGGGCAAGUAUGUGUUUGUUGUUGGUUUAAAGUCUCCAAUUUGGAUCUGAAUGGUUUUUGACAAUUAAACGUUGGUCAGUGUUAA
Messenger RNA from Rhincodon typus (whale shark), 1308 nucleotides. RefSeq names its product guanine nucleotide-binding protein G(I)/G(S)/G(O) subunit gamma-7-like. Gene Ontology annotation, molecular function: G-protein beta-subunit binding. Lineage: Eukaryota; Metazoa; Chordata; Chondrichthyes; Orectolobiformes; Rhincodontidae. The transcript is spliced from 3 exons. Bases 645 to 863 code for a protein of 72 amino acids. The record is from RefSeq and is a predicted model, not a curated record. Gene Ontology annotation, biological process: G protein-coupled receptor signaling pathway. Gene Ontology annotation, cellular component: heterotrimeric G-protein complex.